This is a messenger RNA of Stegostoma tigrinum, 3514 nucleotides long. RefSeq names its product sperm associated antigen 5 (gene spag5). The coding region runs from base 69 to 2651 and encodes 860 amino acids. The transcript is spliced from 21 exons. NCBI's taxonomy places the organism in Eukaryota, Metazoa, Chordata, Chondrichthyes, Orectolobiformes, Stegostomatidae. Gene Ontology annotation, biological process: regulation of attachment of spindle microtubules to kinetochore; cell division. The record is from RefSeq and is a predicted model, not a curated record.
AGUCAGCGGCAGCUGGGGAGGAGGUGGGGCUGCCGGAGGGUGCUUGCCAAGAGGUGGAGCAGGUGGAGAUGGGCACCAGCCCCAUGCCAGCUGCAGAGCAGUGUGCGCUGAUGUGCCUCAUCCACGCUGGGACUAUGCAAACGCCAAUAAAUACCUGGAGAUUGCUGGCAGAAGGAAUGGGCCGGAACCGGGUCACCUACGAAGAGGUCAGCACUGCAGUUACUCCUGUGGGAACAGAUUGUGUGUCAACCUGUGUGACCCCUGUCAGCUUGGCUGAGAAGGCCAUCAAUACUUCCACAUCAGAGGGAGCCUGUACUGAAAUGAUGGACAGUGCAGUGCUGACAGAUUCUCUACUCUGGAACUUUUCCCGAGAGGCUCUGAGAUCAGUUCCACGAGAGGACUUGGAACAUCGACUAGAGACUUCCCUGCUCAUCAAUGAGGUUCUGUCUGGCCAGCUGAAUGACCUAUCCAAGAGUAAAGGUCUGGGCCUCCGGGCUGGGCCAGCAGAUCAGAGGGAUACCUUCACCCAGACUGACACUUCCCAGACUCCUGAGGUAGAGGAUCAUUACCGCAGCUUGUAUCUGCAGCAUGCCAGCAGAGUGCGCGAUCUGGAGCUGGGUCUGGAGCAGUACUGGCAGCUCCACAGUACAAUCUGUAACAGCCGCAAACAGCAAAAUUUGCUGAUGGAAGAAGUUGAGGAAUGUUUGGCCAGUGCAGAUGGAGCUUAUGAGGAAAUGAAGAACGCGCGACUGAAAGUGCAGGAGCAGCUAAGAGAUGCCAGGAACCUUGCCCACCAGAGUACUGUCCAGCUCCAAGCGAUGACCCAAGUAACAGCAAAGGCCCUGGAACAGAAAGCAAUGCUGAAGAAAACAGCAGAUGAGGCUGAAUGGAAGAUGGUUAAUAUGCAACAGGAACUGGAACAAACUGUGUAUGAGCUCCACGGUGCACUGGACAAAAUUAAACGGCUGGACUGUGAGAAUCUGCAACUGAAAUCCGGGCUGGAAACCAUGACUGAUCAGCUAGCCAAGGUGGAGGAAGAACGGGACAAGCUGAUGAAGGACAACAGUAAAUACUUUGUGGAAUUGGCAACAACUGAGGCAUCGCUGAAACUUUCUGAGGCGGCACUAGUUGAGAGAAUGGAAAAGUUGCAGACCUGUGAAGCACGGAAUAAGGAGCUGUCAGAUACUCUAAGGGAGAAUGUAAAAAGUCUGGAAGAGACUGCAAAUAAACUAAAGCAGGAGAAAGAAGAUCUAGAGCUGGCUCAGGCUGAGGUCACCCGCUUAACUAAGGUCCUGGCACUUAAAGACGAGGAGCUACAAGAACUCUUCGACACCCGGGCCGAGGCUGCAUUGAUUGCAGACUAUAACAAGUUUAUGGAGCAGGAGCUGAAGGUGUCCCGUGAGCACUUGAUAGAGAUGGAGGGGCAGCUCAGUGAACAAGUCCACCUCCUGCAUGAACGCAACCUGCAAUGUGAGGAGCUGCGGACUCGGUGUGAUGAGUGCCAAAGAAAUCUUGAUAUGGUUAAGGAGGAUGCGCGAGAGAUGUUGCUGGAAAUGGGACAGCAGAUGAACCAGGCCACGAUAGAGAUCUCUGCCCUGAAGAAUCAAAUACAAGAUGUCAUCAAGUCAACUGGAGUCACUAUGAAGAACUGCCAGCAGAAUCGUCUGGUGGCCAUUGCCAAGACUAAGCAACUACCCCCUGCGACUGAAACACAGGAGGCAGCAAAGGAAAGUACCAAACCCAGUGAAGAACAUCAUGAAGGGACUCUGUGCAACAUCAGGAGUGACCAGAGUGCAUUUGCUCCCAUCAGGUCAACAAUGCUGAAUCCACCAGAAUGUAAUAAAGCAGCUCCCCUUGAUAUUGAAAGCUGUCAAGGUGCCUUCACAAGAGUUGAGCCCACAACUCCCAAGAAAACAGAGAAAGAAGAUACUCUGUUGCCGACUGUGGUUGAACUGCGAGAGUCCACCCAAAAGCUCCUUGAGGUAAUACAACUGCGGGUAAAGGACCUGCAGGAUGAGAUUUCUACAAUGAGGGAGCAACGGAGGGCCACAUUCAGCAAGAACUGGUCAGAAAUGAGCAGUCUACAGGGCAGAGUUUUAGCCUUGGAAACUGAGAACAGGAGGCUGAACAGAGAUCUUCAGUCACAUGUUAAGACUAACUCUGAGCUGAAGAAUGCUAUAAGUCUUCAGGAUGAAACAAUCCUUGAAUUCAAUAAGCAGAUGGAGACUAAUUUGAAGGAACACAGUGAGUUUUUGGCCAUGAAGGAAGAAGUUACCAGUUUAAAACGGCAACUCCAGCGUUCUGAGUGUGAGGCUGAAGCCUGCCGUGAGGAGUUGACCAAAUUACAAACCUCAGGAGGAGUACUCGACACAAACUGGCUUGAAGAGAAAGUAGAACUUCACUACCAAGUGAGAAAGCUACGAGAGGCUUACGUACAGAAGGAUAAUGAUAUGCAGGAACUGAAAGUGAAAAUGUAUAAUCACAAAGCGAUUCUUGAAGAAAAUUAUCAGAAAGCAGAGGCAGAGGUGGCUAAACUCGACGACCUGAUUGAGCACAUCAGAAUAGUUCUUCUGUCAGUGCCCAAUGUUGUUGCAAGCUCAGUAGAGCUGAGGAGUCUCCUGGUUGAUCUUGGAGAAGAUGUUGAAGAAUAGAAGUGGUGUCUCAGCUGUUUCACCCACUGGUCAUUUUGAGGGGAAAGGAAUGAGUUGCAGCUAGGAGUGAUGUACAGGGUAAAGUCUUCAGCCUAUGCAUAUGAUUGUUUCAGUGACAAUUAAUAGCCUGAAAUUUAAACAAUGGCCUUUCACUACAGCUUUCAGAUUUUUUUAAACAAAGGCAGUGACGGCCUUCUGAUGGGUACUGCUAAGUCAAGGUCAGAUCUUGAUGCUGAAGUGUCUGAAUAUUUGUAUGUAUUGAAAAUAGAGAUGAAGCUUUUUGUCUUGAACCCAUCAGGAUGAAUGAAACAAUACCAAAUUUUUAAUCAUCAUGGUUUAUACCAAGGAGAAGGAGGUUGCUGAUUGGUUGAGACCAUAGCUACAGAAACUAAAAUUCCCAUACUUCCAAGAAUUCAAAAAGGGAGCUUCCCUUAAAAAAAAUUAAUAAUCAACCGAACUCCUACUGUGCUUCAUUUAUCCUUGCUAGAAGUGCCAUAUAUUCAUUUGUUGGGACCAGUCCUCAGUAUACAAAUGUAAUAACUUCAAGCCUGUUGCCAUCUUUGAAACAUCUGAAACUAUGGGGAGCCCAGUUGCUUUGGCCAAGAAUCCAAGUUGACUGGCCAAUCCAUCAACCCAAGCCUUUUCUCCUGUGGUAUAAAUUGGUACUGUUUAAAGCUGGCAUUCUGUGUUUGUCUUGAUGAGCACAAGAGACACACUAUUUGGCAACAUGUCUCUGUUCAGCAAGAUUAAAGUUCUGUAUUUUAAAAGCAUAGGUGUUCAUUGUGUAACUCUGAUUCAAUUCAUGCUUUGAAGCACCAAAACCUGGGCAGACUGUAAAUGGUAAGCAUAGUAUUAUUUAUAAA